AUGUUAGUUUUGCAUAAAGUAAUCAUCAAGGUGUUCCUCGUUGUCUACACCAUGAAGAGUCUAUACGAAGACAUUAAAACAUUACUUAAUAAACUAAAUCAAAUGGAAAGCAAACAGACGGAGAAACUACUUAAAGAAGACGGAGAGAAAGUGGUGCCAAACAUUGAUAUACCCGACGAUAACGUUCCCAAUGAAGAAGUGAUCUCGAAGUUGAAUGAGAAGACAUGUUUCCAUAAGGUUAGGUCAUUGGAUAAACUGAUUCGCCGUAAAUAUCACAUCGAUUUGGAGACAAUGCAACUCCAUUACGAUUCAAACAUUAAACAUGAUUUAUACGAUCUCUCGGAAGUGCGAAAGGGUUGGCAAUCGGAUCGCUUUAAUGUGAUUGAAGCCAAGUUUAGGCGCGAACUGAACGCAUCCGACGGACCAAAGAAUUUGCCACAACUCGAAGAAGACAAAUGCUUUUCAUUAGUUUUUGGCAUCAAAACCGAGGACUUAGUGGCGCCUAAUGUCGAGACACGCGAUGUGUGGGUAAAGGGAUUGAAGUAUUUGAUCGCCAGUUAUAAAGACCAACUCAUUAAUGACGAACAAUCGGUUUGGCUGGAGAAGCAGUUCCGAGAGGCGGACAAGAAUAAGAACAAAAGUCUGAGUUUCAAAGAAGUGGUUUCUCUUUUGAAUCGAAUUAAUAUAUCUUUAAGUGACAAAAACGCAAAACAGUUCUUCAAAGCAAGAGAUCCCACACUAGACUGGGAAGAGUUCCUUAAAUUUUAUCAAUUGAUUAAUAUAAGACCAGCGUUGGAUCGUCUCUUCAAAAAAUAUUCAGUAAACAACACGUCUUUCAUGGGUCCCGAAGAACUCAAAGAAUUUUUAAUCACACAACAGAAGAUGACAAAAGUGACUUUAGCUGAUUGUGAGGCAUAUAUUAGUCGAUACGAACCAAAGGAAAUCAUCGCGUCGUCUGUGAAGAUAUGUCUAAACCUCUGUCCGACUAUUAUAUUGCCACAUCUCAUAAUACAUCAGUUGACGGGCAGCAGUAGUAUAGAAGCGUAUCGAUUGGCGUUGAUUAGAGGCUGUCGUUGUCUUGAGCUCGAUGUCUGGGACGGCGACGAUGGAGAGCCCAUUAUAUACCACGGAUACACUUUGACCUCAAAGAUACUGUUAAGAGAUGUGCUGAAGACUAUACAUAAGUAUGCAUUCAAAAUGAGUCCAUACCCUCUCAUCCUAUCGAUGGAAAACCACUGCUCUAUUGAACAACAAGUAGUGAUGGCAUCGCUUAUGAAAGAGAUAUUAAAUGAAUAUCUAUACGACGGUAUUGUAGACGAGAGUGCGGUCAUCGCGUCGUCUGUGAAGACAUGUCUAAACCUCUGUCCGACUAUUAUAUCGCCUCAUCUCAUAAUACAUCAGUUGACGGGCAGCAGUAGUAUAGAAGCGUAUCGGUUGGCGUUGAUUAGAGGCUGUCGUUGUCUUGAACUCGAUGUCUGGGACGGCGACGAUGGAGAGCCCAUUAUAUACCACGGAUACACUUUGACCUCAAAGAUACUGUUAAGAGAUGUGCUGAAGACUAUACAUAAAUAUGCAUUCAAAAUGAGUCCAUACCCUCUCAUCCUAUCGAUGGAAAACCACUGCUCUAUUGAACAACAAGUAGUGAUGGCAUCGCUUAUGACAGAGAUAUUGAAUGAAUAUCUAUACGACGGUAUUGUAGACGAGAGUGCGGGUCAAUUGCCUUCACCCGAGGAUUUGGUCCAUAAAAUAUUAAUUAAAGGCAAAAAGUUGCCAAAAAUAAAGCCAAAAAAAUUGAUUAAAUUAAGGAAUGCAUUGAAUUUGGACGCAAUCAAUGAAUCUAAAUCUGAAGAAGAGGAGAACGAAGAAGAGGAGGAAGAAGAAGACGGAUACGAUUCAGACGAUGAUAUGAGUGAAUAUGAACUCAACGAAGAGUCCACUCAUGAAAAUAUUAACUCUAAGAUUACUGAAAACCAGAAUAACGAAGAGAUUAAGAAUACAGAGGAUGAGAAUUCAGAUAUAAAAGACACUAACAUUACGAACAGAAGUGAAAUUAAAGAGAAGUCUUCCGAUGGAAAUGAUAUUAAGAUCACAGAGAAGAACGUUAUGCAAGAUAUUAAUAAUACAGAAAUUAAGAAUUCAAAUGACAGAAUUCUAAACAAGAGAAAUACAUAUCCGAUCACUAAUAAAAAUGAUUACCAGAAGAAUGUGAGAAUAGCUCCGGAACCACUCAAUGGUGACCACCAACCUCUAGGUGUGACCUGUUCUGUCCCGCAGACCAGACAUCACAGACCGACACCCGAAGAAAUUAAUGUAUCCAAAAAAAAAUAA
Medioppia subpectinata is the source of this 2328-nucleotide messenger RNA. NCBI's taxonomy places the organism in Eukaryota, Metazoa, Arthropoda, Arachnida, Sarcoptiformes, Oppiidae. The record is from the annotation of a GenBank genome assembly.